AAUUUAUUGUACACUGCCACUCCCAUAUCCUAGCUACCUUUUUGGCUACAGCAGCAUUCAGUUCAGCAAAUAUGAGAUGAGAGGAGACAGGCCUAGAAGAUGACUUUUUGAUUUGUGAAAGAUAUAAAUUAUUGUGUAAAUUGUUCCUCUGUUCCUCUGUGUAUCUAUAUCAAGAGGGGAGACACACAGAGGAAGAGAGAGAGGAGAAGGAGGAGGAGGAGGAAGAGGAGAGAGAGAGAGAGAGAGAGAGAGAGAGAGAGAGAGAGAGAGAGAGGGUGGGAGAGGAAAAUAGAGAGAAAAAAAUUGACGAAAGACCAUCAUAGAGAAGGAAUUUGUUUAGAGAAGAACACACUGACAAAACUAUUUGAUGAUAGAACAUGUUGUGGGAGUUUAGGGCAUAGCAACAAAGAAUACAGAAUGUGAGGACAGUGGAGUAGAAUGUAAACACAUUAAAAUGGAAACCUAGAAAGGAAAGACUUGGGAUUGAAAUAGUCCCUUGGUCUUGAAUCAUAAUUUGCAACUAUUUACAUUGGGGAUCCAAUGAUGGAGAACGGGUGAAGAUUUGAAAGAGAAGAUUCUACUUUGGUCAAGCAAGGUCUCAUGUACUAGCCUCAUGCGCCCCUUCUACAUCUAUUAUCUUGGAACACACCCUUCAAUGGACUGGAUUUCCAUUCAUUAGGGACUUAAUAUUUUGGGAAUCACAGUUCUACUAGAACAUGUCUGGAAAACUGAGGUGGAAUAGGAAGCUCAGCAGAUCCUAAUUAUAGUGUAUACUGUAUCAUUUUCAUUGAUGACGGAUCAAACUGAUAUUUUAAAAUGUUUUUACCAUCACCUCUACAAAAGCACAGUCUUUGGAACUGAGGAUUCCUGACUUUCAUCUACUGCCAUAUUAUAUGGUACUGCUCUCCUGGUCCCAGAUCAGAUUGAAGGCAGCUAUAUAAAUACCUGACAUUUGCUGACGCUCUCCGGGCCAUGAGCUCCUAUCUCUCUAGUGGUAACACUCAACUCACAGGCUUUUUGUUAACCGUGGUCGGCUGGAUCCUCCUAGGCGUCUCGGUGGGACAAGUGGAAUGGAGGUUGUGGCAUUUGGGCAACACAACUUCCAUCAUCCCCACCGGCUCCGUUUGGGUGGGGCUCGUGAAAGUAUGCUAUUACAGCGGCGUCCGGCUUUCUCCUCAAAGGAGAACUUCCAAGGUCUGCCACGCUUACGGAAGGCGCAACUCUUUUCUACCCGAAGAUAUUCGGGCUAUUCAGAACAUCCUAUUGCUUGCUUGCAUUCUGGGAGCCCUGGGAAAAGCCUCUCUUGUCAUUGGACUGAGGAACUUAUACUUGGGAAUUGUUCGUAAGUCAACAGCCUGUAAUUCAUUCACUAUUGGAGGACUCUGUUAUCUGUCUGCUGGGAUCUGUGUCUUAAUUUGUGUACUCUGGAAUUCUUACGCAGUGUUUAAAAAUGAGGGUAUAAACUUCCCUGCUUCUUUCCACAUUCCCCCAAGGCCCAAAACACAGGAAGUCGGGACGGCAAUCUCUACAGCGAUUAUAUCUAUCAUCUUGAUGUUGCUCGGUGGGGUUUUUUUCUUCUUUUAUAAAUUUCCCGUGGAGUGCCCAGUAUAUCCUUUGAUCACAAGACAAGAGAUGGACAUCAGCUCCUGAAGCAUGAAAUUCCUGUGUGUUUUGGCUCUGCAAACAUUUAUGAUAGAUGAACACCAUGGAAAUGAAAGGUUGGGACACAGACAUGUAAAAAUAAUUGCCUGUACUCAUUACUAAGUAUUCAAAAGAUUCUUGGCCAAGGUAAAUGUGCUCUUUUGGUCUAAAGUAAUGGACCACUCUCUUUUAUUAUUUUCCGUACUGAGUUGGAUUGAUUUAUUAAAGGACUCUUUUGUAAAAAAAAGACAAAAACAAACCAACCAACAAAAGACUGGAGCAAAGUAGAAACAAAUAGAAACCCAGGAGUCAAGAAGUUAAAAGAUAAAAGUGACCAAACAAGCACAAGGUAGUAUACACAAAUAAAUUGUCUGUAUUCUAAUAUGGGGAGAUGAUACAUAUGUCCCUUCAGAACCUUAUCAGGGAUCAUAAAGGAUAUCUAAUAAAUAAAAAAGAUGCAAAGUAA
Monodelphis domestica (gray short-tailed opossum) is the source of this 2107-nucleotide messenger RNA. Lineage: Eukaryota; Metazoa; Chordata; Mammalia; Didelphimorphia; Didelphidae. The record is from RefSeq and is a predicted model, not a curated record.